AUGUCCACGCCCUCGAGGAAGCCAGCUACCCCUGGCGUUGGUCGGGUCUCAGCCGCAGAUUCGACCUCACCCCAUAACUCACCGUCACGACAGACCCCUCGAUCCUCCACCCCGACUUCAAAUACACCUAGCUCCGUUAACAGGACGCGUUCUGUUCGGUCCUCCGCUCCCGUGUCCGCCCGUUCUGCCGCAGCGAGGCGCGAGUCGCUCCUGAGCAACGGCACGACAGAGACCCAGAAGCAAGCCCGUGAGGAAGCCGCAGCUGCCAUAGAAGACCUAAAGGAUCGGUUAGCCAAGGCCGAGGGCGCCGCCGAGAAUUACAGGAAACAGAUCGAAGUCCUGCAGUCGCGCCACGAUGAUACCGUUAAAGAGCAGGCGAAGCUGGAGGAGCGUCUGCAUGAAGCCGAGGAACAGAUUGAGUCGCUCACGAACGAGAAGCGCGAUGCUGCGAGGAAAAUCCGAGAAAUGGAGACAAUUUACGAGGCCGAACGCAGCGCCAUGAUGAAGGAGAAGGAAGACAUGGCCAAUAGGGAAGAGGAAAUGCAAACCGUCAUCCAGAGACUAAAAGAGAGCCUUGCUGCGCAAAAGUACAACAGCAACGAUGACGAUGAUGUUCGUCCGUCUAGACAGGCGAACAACUCGCCCUCUGUCGAUGGCGGUAGCUUCGCGCCACCUUCUUCCCUCAACCGAAGUGACUCUCGGAAUAACUCCAAGCUCCUCCUCCAGAAGGAUAAGCUUAUAGAAUCUCUUCGCCUCGAGCUUGCUGAGGCUCAGAUCAAGCUCGUUGAGUCCGAGAACCAGGGUGGCGGUCGUCUGCAGGAGGUUGAGAGGCUGCUGAUGGAGGCCCGUAUGGCGAAUGCUCGACUGAUGGAAGACAAUGAAAGCUACCAGCUGCUCCUGCAGGAAAGGACCCUGAAUGGGGAAUUUAAGAAUAGCCUUGCCUCCAUGGGUGGCGCUGCCGCUAACCAGGACGCCUUGAACGCUCUCGAGGGACGCAGCAGCGGUACUACACUAGCUGACGAGCUCUCCGUCGCUGCGGAAAGUGAGAGCGAUAACUACCGCCGGCUUGAGGCUGAGCUCAAGUCUCUAAAGGAAGAGAACAAGGCUCUGAUCCUCUACAUCGACAAGACCCUCGGAAAGGUCCUUCAGCACCCUGAGUUUGAGGCAAUCCUCGAUCAGUCCAUGAGCAUGGACAAGGCCAAUACACAAAAGGAGCUUCCCCCGCCGCCCCCGGCCGAAAAGGACCAGCAAUGGGCUGGCGCGUCGCUCUUCCAGCGGGCCAAGUUCACCGUGGGAGCCGGCCCCAAGCCCAAGCCUCGCCCAAUGUCGGUCAUGCCCACGUCCACUACACAGAACUCGAUUCACAACAAUCCCGAGACAGCACCUAAGAUCCCGAUCGGCAACUUGACCCGGUCCAGCAGCGUUCGUCGUUCUAGGCCCAUGAGCGAGCAGUAUACUGGAGCCGGCGGCAGCAUGCUCGGUCAGAGGUAUCGUGGUUCGGACGGCCCCGCAUCGCCUACCUUCAGCGAGCCCCGUCGGUCGCAGACUUUCUUCUCUCCGGGUGGGAUAAGCAAUGCAGGCGCCCGAUCUCCGAGCGGGCAGCACGCACCGUCGUCUGGCAACUUCCCUGGUAUGAGGAGCGAGUCAUCAAGCAUCAGUGGCGAUUCUGGGGACAUCACCACACCUCCCUCGCAGUCUCCGCCCCGACCCGGCCAUGGCGAUAAGGCCACGUUCGGAGGCAACAAGCCUCGGCCCCUGCGGCUCCUGCAAGAACACCCCGAGUCAGCGAAGCCCGACGCGAACAAGAGGGCGAGUUGGAUAGGUUGGGCUUCGGGCUGGACGGGCAAGAAGGAGGAGGUAGCUCCAACCGCCGGCGCUAUUACUGAGUAG
This is a messenger RNA of Scedosporium apiospermum, 1890 nucleotides long. RefSeq lists its product as uncharacterized. NCBI's taxonomy places the organism in Eukaryota, Fungi, Ascomycota, Sordariomycetes, Microascales, Microascaceae. The transcript has 2 exons. The record is from RefSeq and is a predicted model, not a curated record. Bases 1 to 1890 code for a protein of 629 amino acids.